AUGCAGCUGGGGACGGGCCCCCCGCCUCCUCCCUGUGGGGACCAGCCCCCCGAGACCACCAGCCCCGAGGCGCCCCCACCCCUGGUGCCGCCGCUGCCCGCUGGGAGCCUGCCCCUGUACCCGCCCUACUUCGAAGGCGCCCCCUUCCCGCACCCGCUGUGGCUGAGGAGCUCGUACCAGCAGUGGGUGCCGCAGCCACCGCCCAGGACCAUCAAGAGGACCCGGCGGCGUCUGUCCCGCAACCGCGACCCCGGCCGGCUCAUCCUGAGCACCAUCCGCCUGCGGCCGCGCCGAGUGCUCUGCGAGAAGUGCAAGAGCACCCUGAGCCCCCCAGAGGCCAGCCCGGGGCCCCCCGCUACCCCCAGGACGCGCAAGAGGCCGGGCAGCGGCUCCAGCAGGCAGCACCACAAGCCCGGGGAGCCGGAGGACGGAGACCGCAUGGCCUCGGCCACCGCGAGGAGGAGCAAGGGGGAGCGGCGGGACGGGGACAGGGCCCCUGCGGAGCCGGUGCCCCGGAGCCCGGUCAUCCGGAUCUCCUACAGCACGCCCCAGGGCAAGGGCGAGGUGGUCAAGAUCCCCUCCCGCGUGCACGGCUCCCUGGAGCCCUUCCUUCCCCCGCAGGCGGCGCCGCCCGGCGGGCCCCCAGCCUCCAUCCCCAAGCUGAAGCUGACGCGGCCCCUGCCUCCCGGCUCCAACCCGCCGCCCCCCAAGAUCCGCCUGAAGCCCCACCACCUGGGGGGCGGCGCGCACGAGCCCCUGUACCGGGCGGAGCUGGUGGAGUCGCUGAACGGCUGUCGCCGGGGCACCCGGGCCGGCGCGCCCACCCUGUCUGCCCACAGCGCUGCCCACGGGCUGGCCGACUUGUCUUCCGGAAGUUCUGGUGAGGACGAUGACGUCGAGAGGUGUCCCCAGGGUAACCAGGGACGUGACGGCUUGGCUUUCCUUGUCAGCUGCCCUAAGAGGGGAGCAGAUUGCACCAGCGAGUCAGUCUGCAGCAGCGACAGCCUGGAUGAGUCCAAAUCGUCCAGCUCGGAGGUGACGUCCCCAGACACGGGGGACCUCUCAUCCGGUGAUGGUGCCUCGGUGCCUUCCUCGUCCAGGGACGCUCGCCAGACAGUCCCGCCCCUCACGGUCAGGCUGCACACGCAGAGCGUCUCUAAGUGCGUUACUGAAGACGGACGGACCGUGGCCGUGGGGGACAUCGUGUGGGGUAAGAUCCAUGGCUUCCCCUGGUGGCCGGCACGUGUCCUUGACAUCAGCCUCGGCCAGAAGGAGGAUGGAGAGCCGUCUUGGCAAGAAGCGAAAGUCUCGUGGUUUGGCUCUCCAACUACGUCGUUCUUGUCUCUUUCAAAACUGUCCCCUUUCUCUGAAUUUUUCAAACUGAGAUUUAACCGUAAGAAGAAGGGGAUGUACCGGAAAGCUAUAACGGAGGCGGCACACGCCGCACGACACGUGGCCCCAGAAAUAAGGGAGCUCUUAACCCAGUUCGAAACGUAACUUUGGUUCCCUGA
This is a messenger RNA of Galeopterus variegatus (Sunda flying lemur), 1511 nucleotides long. RefSeq names its product PWWP domain containing 2B (gene PWWP2B). The transcript has 2 exons. The record is from RefSeq and is a predicted model, not a curated record. Lineage: Eukaryota; Metazoa; Chordata; Mammalia; Dermoptera; Cynocephalidae. Bases 1 to 1497 code for a protein of 498 amino acids. Gene Ontology annotation, cellular component: nucleoplasm; nucleus.